AUGGGGCUUCUGGUAAACACUGCACUAGUACACGUAGUGAGUUUGUUUAAAAGGGGCUUAUAAAAAUAUACAAAAACAGGGUUUGUCUCCACUGAUCCCAGGAUCAGAUCGGCUUGGAAGUAAAGAUAAUCGUAUAUACAUAAGCAUACCGGUAUCAAAAUACAACAAAUUUGUGUGAUGCUUCCGAUGGAAUCAAAUAUUUUUGAGAAGAAUAACUCAAAACAUCAAAAAAUGGCUUAGCAAUCGAGAUAGGAGAUAGCACUAUGCCUGAAUAUAAUAAAGAUGAAGAUUGACUUGCAACAUGUUCAUAAAGAUUAUAUUGCUGACAUGGAUUCUUUUCUUCAAGGGAACCAACUUAUCAGUGGUCAUAGACAGUCUCAGUCAAAAGGGCAUAGUUUUGUCGGAGUAUUGUCCAAAAAUGCCAUAUUGCGAGGAGGGAGCGCAUGUUAUGUGUAUGUACUAUGAUCCAACUAGAGUCAUGGGCCCGCUCUGUACCAACCCGCGAAACGUUUCAAUGACAUCAGAAUUGGCCAUCAAACUUCUAGAAGUAUCUAAUGCAGUGAGAGGCAAAAUGGCAAUGGGUAUCGAGAAAGGAAAAGGUGGUGUGGAAUUGCCUCGAGCCUACGGCAUGUUUAAACUGCAUUGGGAUAACGAAUUGGCCACGUUUGCUCAAGUGUUGGCCAACCAAUGCAGACUUAGACAUGACAUGUGUCGAGCUACAAAAAGAUUUCCAGAUCCAGGUCAGACGGCCGGCCUGGUCCGCUUCUCGGCUCCCGAUUGGAUACCAGUGUCAAAGUCCAAAGGAAACCAUUUCACCGAACCUGGCCUAGUGGACUCGAAGAUCACGUACGCUGUCACCCAAGCGCUAAAAUCUUGGUAUUCCCAAAAGAGUUACGUCACCCCAGCUAUGAUCAUUGAUACACCCGACUGGACUUUGCCCAGUGUUAUCGGAGAGGAUGGAAAGGAAUGGAUCCCGACAAAACAAAAUGGCCGGCCGUUUUUGGAAAUGAUCAGCGCUCCUGCGACGCACAUGGGUUGCGGUAUCUCAGCCUAUGCUGAUUACGCUUAUCAUGGAUCUAGAUCUCCACUCAAUUAUAAUUCCAUGCAAGUGGUGUGCAACUUCUCAUCGCGUCCCAAGAAGAACAAACCAGUAUACGACCUGGAACCAGGGCCUCACACGUCUCCAUGCGGAUGCCCUCCCGAUGCAAUUGAAGAUGAGAACUGUCUGUGUGUUUAUACUGAUAAGAAACCGCAGAUGAAGGUUAAGACCGCGUAUAAGGUAAAGCCUAAAGACGAGUUGGACUGUGACGGCGUCAAUUGUGAACAAGCCGUGAUUCUGUUACCUAUCUUCACUGUUGAAGACGCCCCGCCGAGCAAGCUAAUUAGCAGACAAGGGUCACAUCGUGGCGAUCAUCACAAUUACAGAAACAACUUGCUCGGGGCUGCUAGUUCUCUGGAAUUUAAUGAUGACGACUUCCCUGGAAACCGAAGCGAGCAUGUUCUGACUGUUGUAAAUGGCAUUGUGGAUCAUAACCCUGUUCAUCAAACCCCGGAAGAAUCUGUGAGGCCGUAUUUAGAAAAAUCACCAAAUUAUAAAAAAUCUCACCUGUUAAGCUCCAAUCGUCCACAGCAGAGGAAAACUAGCAUAUUCUCACGUCUGGGUCUAUCGAGCACUUCUAAAGCAAAUAAUCCUUUGAAGCUAAGUCUGAAAGACUUCAAAAAAGAUGUUGUUCCUCGAAAAGAUUUCUCUAAAGCGAAACAUCUCCUGAAUAAUUACAUGGAGUCUAUAAAAAAUUAUAGUACCAUUCAAUUCAGACCUCACAUAACAGAAUCCAAGGACAGAAAAUCAAAAAGAUAUUCCAGUAAUAAUAGAAAUAUUAACGAUGCCGAAAUUGUAUUAAUUGAACAUGAUAAUAAUAAAGGUCAUUCAGUAAUACAUAAAGACAUGGGACGUAAUGAAAUUAAACACAACGAAGUUGACCAUAAUGAAAUAGAACAUAAUUAUAUUGGAAGAAAUGAAAUCACACAUCAAGGAGAUCGAGAUGCAAAAUUAAUGACUCUAUUAGAUAAAUUAGAGGAAGAAGUACAACAUAUCGAACUAACUGGUAAUAAAAAAGAACUGUUUGAUGCUAAAAUACGUAAAAUAUAUGAUAGUGUAGUAGGGAAGUCAUCAGCACCAAAAAAUAAACAUAUUUCUGAAACAGAUGAUUUUGGACAUGGAGAAAUAAAUAAACUAGUAGAUCUUGAUAUUGCACACGACCGAGAUCUUGAACAUGAGCAUGAUUCAGAUCACGAACACGACAAUAUGUACAAAAAAGAAUUAGAACGCAAAGAUCACAAACUAGACAAAAAUGAUAUUGCUAAAACAAUGGAUGAUAUAGUUCACUUAAAUCACAAUGAUAACGAGCACCGACGCAGUAGUCUAGACUAUAAUAGUGACAGAGGUAAAGAUAGUCGUAUGAGAAUUAAGGCAAGGUUGAAUUCAGGUUUCAGUUCAGACACAGAUAUUGAGUCGGACUACGAUUACAGAGAUAAUUCAAAAAAAUCAUUACACAAAGAUAAGUUGUACAGAAGCUCUGAUAAUGAGUACAAAACACACAGAUUCCCUGAGUACAGAAAAUCUUACAAAAGCAAAAGUCAAUAUUCACAUGAAGAUUUUAAAAUGAAUCGAUUUAACGUCGAUGAACCAAGGAACGGUAAAAGGUUGAAACACAGAGAUUAUUACAAGAGUAGAGACGGCAGUAGUAUUGAAAGUUUGAAUAAAAAUCAUUACAGAAGACAUCAAACUAGAGGCAACGAGUGGAAUAUCGAUGAUGAUGUGUUGAGUCCAGAGAGACGAAAAUAUUAUCAAGAGAGACUUGAAAAUUUGGAAAGGCAACUCCAGAAUACACGAACUCGAAAGUUUAGGAAUGAUGAGGAACGACACCGCAGACCGAUGCGGGUUCCAGGUUUUGAUGAAGAAACAAUGAGGAGGCCCAGCAAGAACAGAAUGGACCACUUUGACAUGAGAGAAAGGUCGAGGUUCCUACACGGAUUUUGAAGAAACUUCUCGAUCACCAGCCUUCUCGAUUCCAUCCUUAGUAGCUUUCCGAUAUUUUCUUUUCCACGUCACAAUUUCUUCGGUAUUCUUAGUUGGACGCAUAUCUUCCUUGAUGAAGUCAGCCCUUCGAAGAAGCAUUAUCUAGUUAUAUCACUAUAUACUUAAUAAUCUAAUCUAAAGAUCGCUGGUUGUUAUUUGCUAUACAUCAAAAUUCAACAAAGGCAACGAUCAAUAUGUAGCGUACAUAGUUUAAAAAGCACUUUUCAAUCUAAUUUCGACUAAAUUUAGUACAUACGCGGAUAGAAUACAAAUGCAUACCUUUAAAAUCCCAUAUUUACAAUAUUACAAUACAUAGUGUACUUUUUAUCCCUAAAUAAUUACGUAUUCUUCUUCUUCCUUAUUAUUACAAUGAAAUAACUUUAACACAAUACAAUACAUAUUUUUUACUUUCAUUUACUUUGUAAGUUAGAUAUUUUUUUAUUGUUAACGUUUGUUAUGGGAAAAGGAUUUUGUAGAUUUUUUACAUAGGAUUUUAUAGCUUUUUUACAUAAGGUUUUAUAGAUUUUUAACUGAUAUUAUAAUAAGUUUAAUAAUGUAAAUAAAAAACGUAAAAAUUA
Plodia interpunctella (Indianmeal moth) is the source of this 3657-nucleotide messenger RNA. RefSeq lists its product as uncharacterized. The coding region runs from base 302 to 3040 and encodes 912 amino acids. The transcript is spliced from 18 exons. The record is from RefSeq and is a predicted model, not a curated record. Lineage: Eukaryota; Metazoa; Arthropoda; Insecta; Lepidoptera; Pyralidae.